Messenger RNA from Dovyalis caffra, 660 nucleotides. NCBI's taxonomy places the organism in Eukaryota, Viridiplantae, Streptophyta, Magnoliopsida, Malpighiales, Salicaceae. The record is from the annotation of a GenBank genome assembly.
AUGUCCAAGGCCACGACUUAUCCCAGUUCUUCUAUUAAGCAAGCUAUUGCUGGCCCAUCUCGCGCUGUCGCUUUGUUCAAUAGGGCGCCACCAGUGCAGAUCAGUCCCGCGUCUCCCAUUAAACAAACUAUUCGUGGCCCAUCUCAUGCUGUCACUCAUCCUAUUAUCAUGUCAUCAAUACAGACCAAACCUAUGUCUCCUAAUAAGCAAUCCUUUCCAGGCUCCUCUCGUGUUGUUCUUAGUGAACAGUCGGCGUUGUCAAUGAAGCAGCGACAUACUACCUCCAAGCACACUUUUGUUAAGCUUGAUGAUAUUAACCAAUUGCAGACAGAAGAGGAAGGAAACCAUUAUGAUUCAUUUGUAACCGAUAUUGAGGAGAGGACCGAGUCCACUUUACCUAGCUCAAAGAAAGAACUGAGGAAGUUAGCUGAACCUGUUGCUGAACUGUGGCGUAUGGGUGGAGAUUUUAACGCAAUGAUGUGCAGACGGGAGAAGAAUGGAGGAGAGGGCUUUAAUAGUUGUAAUUGUAAGGCUUUCUCAACUUGUCCUGAUGAUUGUGUUUUGCUAGACUUGGAUUUCAUAGGACCUUUGUUUACUUGGUUGAGAGGUAGUGCUCAAAAGCACAUUGAUCCGAUGGUUUGUGAUGCAGUUGGCAGAUAG